Messenger RNA from Oncorhynchus gorbuscha (pink salmon), 840 nucleotides. It is a transcript of the gene psmb11a, whose product is annotated as proteasome 20S subunit beta 11a. Gene Ontology annotation, cellular component: proteasome core complex. The record is from RefSeq and is a predicted model, not a curated record. NCBI's taxonomy places the organism in Eukaryota, Metazoa, Chordata, Actinopteri, Salmoniformes, Salmonidae.
AUGACUUCCUUUGGAAUGCAGUUUCAUACGUUUCGAGAACUGUCGCGAUACUUGCACGUCCAACACUCGUCCCUUUCCUCCCUGUCCACCUCUCCAUCACCGCCCACCCGCCACCCAUUCCCUUUGUCUCACGAAACCACUACCCUGGCCUUUGUGUUCCAAGGAGGUGUUAUAGCAGCGGCAGACACACGUGCCAGCUGCUCAGGUCUUGUCUCCUGUCCCUCUGUCCAGAAGAUACUGCCCAUCCACUCCCAUUUACUGGUCACCACUUCAGGCAGGAGAAUCCUGGCUAGAGAGAUCCGCCUUUACCAGCUACGCCACGGCUGCCGCUUGUCAAUCACUAGCUCUGCCAAGCUCCUCUCUCAUAUAUUGGAACCAUUUAAGGGGACUGAUGUGUGUGUGGCAGCCAUUAUAUCUGGCUCGGAUGUAGAGGAGGUUAGGGAUGACUUGACUGGCAGGGCCAGUGACAGAACAAGACAUGCAGUAACUGACGGGAACCUGACAAUAUCCCUUGCCAGUGAUCGUUGUGGCCCAAAGCUCUUCUAUGUGUGCAGUGACGGCACCCGUCUGCAGGGAAAGUUUUUCUCAGUGGGCUCAGGUUCGCCCUAUGCCUAUGCAGUACUGGAUGGAGGGGUUCGGUGGAGCCUGAGUGAGGAGGAGGCAAUCUCAUUGGCCAGAGAAAUUGUGUACAGGGCCACACACAGGGAUGCAUAUUCAGGGAACUGUGUGGACCUCUUUCACAUCACUGCCCAAGGAUAUAGCCACAGAGACAGGGAGGAUUUGAGAGAGGAGUACCACAGAGAGAAGGGAGAGGAUAGAGAAAGAAAGAAGGAGAGAAUU